UGGGCCCGUAUUGUUUCCUCCGGACCAAGCAAGGCAAAAAUCGGCAGAGCGUCAUAGCAGCAGUUUUGAGGAGUGUCCGGCAGAACGCGGAGGCGACGCUGCUGAAGAAGUCGAUGGAGGAGGUCCGGGCACCACUAAGGAAAUCGAUGGAGGUGCAGCAGCCGACUCGCGGUCAUGUUGUCCCGCUGAUGUUGGCGCUCGGAGUUUGCAUUGCGUUGCGGUGGUUCGCGGUGCGGAGUUCGCGCUCUCAGCGUUACGGCCAGGCAAGAAAGGCCUGGAGGGACAUUGCCUCGUCGCGGUGUUUCGCAUUUUGCGAAAGCGCGCCACCCCCUUGUGCGACAGACUUUCCCUGCUGCGCAAGGAAGUUCUUGAAAUCUCGACGCCGGCUGGUGUGAAUACAGAAGAAUUGGCCAGGGAGUUUGACCGAACGCCAGAAACCGGGAUAGCGCGCCAUCCCUUUUAUAUGGAAACACUUGAUUUGCAGCAGCUUCUCGUCGCAGUAGAGCAACAGCGCCUGCAGAUCCUCGGAUUGGACCCGGACUCUCCUACAGUUUUAGCGGAUCAGGCCUUUGAGUUCGACUGUUCAGAGUGGGUCCUGAGUACCGAGGCGCGCGGCUCCGACCGAUCUCACAACAGUGCGCUCGGCACGCGGCUUCGCAAGGACCUUCAGCGGCUCUGGGACUCCCCCGCCUUCCUGCCAAACGGCGGCGCGCUGCUCUUCCCGUCCUACGAACAGUAUUCCAACAUGAUGCUGUUUCCGCUCCGCAGUGACGCACCAGAGAACCCGCUGAGAAGACACCAGGUGGAAAACCUGAUCGGCGACGACAAGCUGAUAGCAAAGUGCGUCAUCUAUUUUGCAGAAAAGCACAGCGCCCACAUCACGAAGGUCGAAGUGUGCUCUUAGGUUGGUGGUAUCGUUGAGAGCCCCGUAGUGCGGAGACCACGAGAGAAGUAGGCUUUUUUCAUGCAGAGUGCAGCUUUUAGAUUUAAUGCGGUGAGGCGAUUGGGAUUGCGAUCGGACUCCGAGAACUAGCGUAAAAGUUUGUCAUGCCGAGCAGCCACGAAGACGCUUCGCUAGUCUUAGUUGUCACACGAAAGCUAUAGGCUUUUUGUUUCCGCUAUGGGUGAACAAGCGUGCUUUUCUGUAGGAUAUCAUAGCGCAACGGUUGGGAAGCCAGCAGCAGCUCUCAUCUGUGCGCGCUGCUGGCCGGGCCAAAGGGACAAAGACCAAGCAAUCCUACCGGCUUUUCCCCAUGAAUCUUUUUGCUGCUGCUCCUCUCCGCCUCUAUCCGCACUUCGUGUCGACCGUCGACGUGGAGGAGGGCCCCUGGAGAAUGCGUUGCGCAGAUGUGCGUGCAUUAGACUGUCUUCCGCCCACGCGUUGGCGGCUGUGCGCUCCCCACAGCGGGGAGCAGUUGGAAACUGCAAAAUCCAGGAAAAAACACGGCGAGCUUGCAGCAGUGCUGGGCUCGCGGGCGCAGACCGUUCCCUGUGAUGCCUCCGUUCCGCUGCACUAUGACUUGAGUCCCACGGCGCUCGAGGAUUUCGAUUCUAAAUUUUCCUGCGGCAGCAGCAGGAGUCAAGAUGUUUUCCGUUCUACCGUGGCGGACUUAGAAGACUUCGCGAGCGGAUGCGUCAGUGCAGCGGAUCUCCUGGUAAGUAGUGCCGUCGCGUCGGACAAUGAGCAGGGUGCAUGCAGUGCAUCUACCGGGCGGGGCGCCAGCGUCGCCAAUCAGCGGCCGAUAGGUACAUCCGCCCUCGGAUCUUCGUCUCGGGCUGCUGCGCUCCAGAAGGAAGGUCAUACGGACAAAAAAAUAAACGUCAAUCGCAGCAAGGACUCGUCACGUGACCAGAUUCGGGAAAGCGCGAGCGAGUCGACGCUUCAUCGAGCUGAUGCGAGCAAGCGAGACACCAUCGACGAGCAGUGGGCAAAUUACGAAGUCUAUCCUGGGGAUAAAAGCUGGCAUCUCACAUUUGUGACGCAAAAGAGAAUAAGUGCACAAAAGUCUGUAUCUGCGUCGCAUAGCCCAAGCAGAAUCCUAUGCUGCCGCGGCCCAUAGCAGAUUUUGAUUUUUCAUCGUGUUUGUCUAUUUCAAUUCGCACAGAAGUACUGUGUUGUGUGUGCUAGCUUUUUUCUGUGUGAUAAGUUUGUGCGCAACGCGGCUAAUGAAAAGAAUGCUCGCUACGACUUGCGGGAUUUUAAUCUUCCAAACGUCGAGCAAGGCGAUGACAAGUGUUGCGGUAUGCAGUCCUUCUUGUUUCGCAACUUUCCUGUUUAUGCGAAGCAGGAUCAUGCGUACGGCCUUGAAGGCGAAAACUGCAGCUCCUUUGUGAUAAGCGCGUCCGCACAAGCCUGCAGGAAGAAACUGAAAAAAAGCAGGACAAGCGAGGAAGCGAGAAGACCGCUGGAUGAGAAGGCUUCGCAGUUAGGCCCUGAGAAUGAAACGAGUUACACGACCGAAACCGACAGCAACGUAGACGACCCUUUCCCAACGCGUCACAGAAUUGACAUGGGGCUAGCAGGUAUGUUGGAGCUGCAGGUCCCGCCGUUCGCGUCACGGGUGAAUAUUCCUGACUUCGACGAAAUGCAGCAGAUGCUGGGCGACCACGCUUUUCACGAAAAAGAACAUCCGUUCGCUCCGGGCAAAGGACUUCCGUGGCUUUCUCCGACGGUGGAUCAGCUGGCAUUUAAGCACAGACGGGCAAAUCGCAUAAAUUACUUGGAGCAGACCCUGGAGUGUGAGCUGAAUCGUGCGACCAACACCGUAGCGGAAAAAUUUGAAUUAGUGAAGGAGGACGCGGUAUGCGUUGCAAAUAUGUCUGCGACUGGGUGUGGGUCUCCUGGUUGGAAGAUUGCAAGACUUGCGCUCUAUGUUCUGCAUGACAUAGACGGGCUGACUUGCGGGCUCUAGCAUCACAAGUUUUGGCGAGAGGGCUCCUCGCUGCGUAUCCUGCAUGAGAAAUGUUGUCUUCGAGGACUGACGCCCAAGGGUGGCCACUUCUGAUAGAGCUCUGCGUCGAGGUCGACCAGACUUAGCGUGACAAACUCGGACCCGUCCACGGCCCAGACAUGUUUGCAUAUGCAUACGUGGACUUCCUUGCGCCGCGGACGCCGUGGCACGUGGGCCAUGGUGGAAAGGCGAAGUCCCAAAGCAGCCGCUACGACGAGCCGGAAGGGCAGCGACAGCAGUUGGAAAAGGCUUUGGGUAUGAAGGUUAACUGCCGGAACCCACGGCACCGGUGCCCGCUGCAGGUGCGCCUAGAAUUGCUGGACGCGCUUACCUUUUUUUGGUCGACGAGCAUGCUGCACAACUUUUUCGAAACCGGCAAACGGUGUUAUUUCUCCGAAAACCGAUAUCCGCCCGUGGUCCACGCUUCUCGGGCCCCCCGGUCCUUGUGUGACUUCUUAGUCCCAGAACAUAUCGCAGCGCAGCAAGAAGAAACGCGCCAGCGCAGAAAACAAAUUUACAGUCGCGCGAUGGCGACAGCCUUUGUGGAGGACGAGUUUGGGCAACGACCCGCAGCAACUGGCCCGCCAGAAGAUGCACAGAACGAAGGUCGGCUGCAGGCGGUGGGUGGAAGCAAUGACGAUGCUGAGCUUUCCUCGGGGAUGGAGAGGUUGCCCGAGAUUGACUUCCUCACGACCGGAGAAGAACAAUACAACGCGUUUGUUUGCACGGCGAGACACUUGAUUUUAGGCGGUCGCAGAAGCCGUGAAGUUGAAGACGAACGCGACUCCGAUUUUUACGAGUCUCCGUUUACUGCGGAUGAGCUGUUGUUUCCGCUCUCGUGCCGGUUCUUCGAAAGUCACCACCUGGAAGCAAAUCCCCGUAUGACCGAGCUGAAGCACGACGACUUCCUUGCCGCGACUGAUUUCGCAUGGACCCUCGUCUUUCCGACGAGUCCGGGGCAGCUGCAGCAUUCCGAGCUGUUGGACGGGGACUUCCGUUGCAAGAUAGUGAACCAAUUUCCUUGCGGGCCGUGCGUCCGCGUCCUCAGCCGGCUGUGCGUUCAGACCGACAGCGUGCGGCUUCCGCCCACGCCGAUGACGUUGUCACUCACAACGGAGGACGAGGUAAAGGAGUUUUUACACCAGAGCAGCCGUGACAAGCUCGUUGCUGCGCUGGGCAUAUUUGCAGGCGCGCGUGUUUCGGUGCGCUGGUAUCUGCAGGAACUGGAUUUGUGUACAACACACAACGCCGAACGGGAUUCGAUCCGCCUGCCCGAGGACUGGCAAUCGGCGUUUUCCGGGCUGGAGUAUCGCAAUAAGAAAGCAGUCACGGAGAACCGCACAAGGGACCCGCUGGGGGAGAGAUUGAGACCCGUGGAGGAGUAUGUGCUUCCCCUUGCGCCGUUGUCUCCAAUUACCGCCCAGCCUGGCCGGUCGCCGAAAGAGCGCAUGAUGCGAGUUGCGAACGCGCGCGCCGAAGAAGCUUACCGGCCGAGACGCGCGAUCCUGCUUCACAAGCCGCCUCCCGUCUCUUACGGGAAUCCCGACGAGCCGUUGCUCUCGAAGAAGCGGUGGCCCUCACGACAGGCCUUGCGAGCGUACUUGGAAACGCUGGGCGUGCAGUACCAGCCCACGGCUGCGCCGGACAACGAAAUCUGGGUCGCACCCUUGGAAGCACCGCCGCCGCGGUCGAAGCACCUGCCUGCCGACGGCGAGGGGGUGCUGGCUUUUCGGAUCAGGUCGGAAAAUCCGGACGAAGCGCAGCAGAAGAAUUUCGACAACAAAAGGGAGGACAGCUAUCAGUCGGAAGAAGAAUGGACAGAAAGUUCCGAAUCUGAUGCGGAAGACAUACGUCGUCAGACUCUUCUGCGGAAGCAGCAGGAUCCGACUACAAGCUCUGAGGGCCACACCUUUGGCAGUGCAGAUUACAAGUAUAGCGGAGGCGUUUAUUUGUUUUUGGCUCGUCCUUGAUGUUAAUGCUUGGCUAUUCCUGCACUUCUCACACUAGCUGCAACAGCAUAGGAUCCAUAGAGAGUAAGCGUAUCUGAGUGUGCUACAACGACCUCCGAUCUCUAUAUCUGGUUUUCAUAAGUAUCAGAAUUGCAUUCAGAUGAUGAUGAUGAUUGCAUUCAGUUUCAGUAAAAAGAACAACCACAACCGCUAUCACAGAGCCAUUUUUGGAGAACGGCCGGACCGAGGCAGGCGCGUGUACAAGCAGCAUGGGGAUUACUUCGCAUUUUUUCAGAUGCGAGCCGCUAUCCACCUGGACUUCCAUGAAUGUGGCGGAUGGAAGCCCUCUGCAUCUGCAGCUGCCUGCAAGGAACCGACGUCAACCGGGGGUACAGCAUUAGGCAGCCUCUUGGGCGCGAGCAAAACGACUGAAAGCAAGGGGCCGGCUACGUUGAAAUCCAGAAGCGGCAGCGACCACAAGGCAACAUCUGCAUCACAGCGGGGACAGGAUGACACAGCGAAAAACGUUCGCGGCGCAGACAAGGAGAGGGCAGCAGAAAAUCAAACCGCAGAAGACACAGGAGACGCAGCGAAGCGCCGAAAGGUGGUUGUAACGGCCUCGGAAGGUGUAGCUGCGUGGAGCAAUAGUUUAGAGAAGCGGUUUCUGCUGCAGGAAGACAUUUUCGACAGAACUAGAACGUGCAAGAAAUAGAAAAGGAAGCCCGCUUGCGCUUUUGCUGAUUCAAUACAUAAAGAGGUCAAAGAUUCGAGCUUCACUGAUAUGCCACACCACACGGAUGCAUCAUCAGUGCCAUGAUUCUUGGUGCUCAGUUCGAGGCUCCACCUCCACAACCAUCACAGCGAUAUAGACUUACUCUUGUGUCGGUGCCAAAGCACACCCACACGACGUGGAAACGUUUGCCAGAGUUGAAGAAAACAAUUGCGGUUGCUGUUAUGAUCGAUGUUUGUCCGCCAUUCAU
Molecule: messenger RNA, 5880 nt
Organism: Amoebophrya sp. A120
Lineage: Eukaryota; Dinophyceae; Syndiniales; Amoebophryaceae
Source: the annotation of a GenBank genome assembly